GACCAUCAUACAAAUACCUGAGGGGAAUAAUUGGUGGUACAAAGCUUGCAAGUGCAACAAAAAAGUUAUUUGGGAUGAGAAAAUGUAUUUUUGUGAUAGUUGUAACCGUCAUUAUUUUUCCAUGAUCCCUAGGUUCUGUUUGCAAGUCAAAGUAAAGCAGGGUAAUGACAUUGCUACAUUGGUCAUAUUUGACAAAGAAGCGAGUGCUCUUCUUGAAACUACCUGUGCUGACUUGGUUGAUUCGUCAACAAAGAAUCCUGCUGGCUCUGGCUCUACAACUCCUGUUGAAUUACUUAAGUUGUUGGAAAAGACCUUUCUCUUUAGGAUUGAAGUUAACAACACUUCAAGCUACAGGUUUGAGCUAUCAAAUCGUGACAAAAAAAUUUGUGGAGAUCUCGGCUCCAGGUUUGAGCCAUCAUAUCGUGUCAAGAAAAUCUGUGCAGAUCCCGACUUAAUUGCUCAAUUCAAGGAAGCUCUCCCUCCUCCUAAUGACGACACUGCUCCAUUAUUGUUGCUAGAAACACCUACAUCUGAUGAGAGUGUUGAAAACGCGAGUUCCAAUUUGGCCAAGGAUCUUAAUGAAGAGUUUGUUGCUGCUGCGAGUGCUGAUGUUGUUGAUCUGAUGACAAACAAUGUAGUUGAUCCUAACAUAGAAAAAGAAGAAGUACCACCAUGCAAGCGGAGCACUCACUCGGAGAAUGAAGGAGUUGGUUCAACUAAUAACAAGAAGAAGCUGAUCAAGAAGAUUAAGAAGGAGAAGAAUUGAUCAAUCAUAUUUUGGAUGUUAAUUUUAUGUAUUGAACUUAUCAUGUUCCUUUUUUAGGCGUUAUGUUUGUUUUUUAAGUAUUUCAUGUUUUCAUGCAUUUGGCUUAGGCGUAAUGUUUGUUGUUUAAGUAUUGUUUGUUGUUUAAGUAUUUCAUGUUUUCAUGUAUUUGGCUUAGGCGUUAUGUAACCAGAUAUACUAAAUAUACUAUCUUAA
Messenger RNA from Lotus japonicus, 979 nucleotides. RefSeq lists its product as uncharacterized. Lineage: Eukaryota; Viridiplantae; Streptophyta; Magnoliopsida; Fabales; Fabaceae. The transcript is spliced from 5 exons. The record is from RefSeq and is a predicted model, not a curated record. The coding region runs from base 83 to 766 and encodes 227 amino acids.